CUCCGCAGCAGCAACGUGAAGCUUCCACCUCACCUCUCCCUCCCCGUCGCCGGACUAUCGCUUCGACACCCAACCCACCAUGCGGCCGACAUCUCUGUUACGGAGCGGCGGCCCCAAGAUCCCCUACCCCAAACACGUCUGGUCGCCGGCAGGAGGGUGGUAUGCACAGCCCGCGAACUGGAAGGCCAACACCGCCAUCAUGGGCGCCGUCAUCUUCGGCAUAGCCGCCAUGACCUGGAGCCUGAGCGCAGAUCGAGAGCAUCGAGAGCAUAUGCCGCAGCCUGAAGCCUUCUUCCCCUCGAGAUACUGGAGCCGGCAAGUAAGAGAAUAUGAGCGGGAGCAGAGAGGAAGAGAGGGCGGGAGUUCAUGAUGGCGUGUCUUUUACGACUGGCAUGGAGGGCAUCGGUCGAGCGGGCUGGCUGAUAUGCGGGCAAAGAGGGAGCUGCCGACACCACAGACCAUGUCUAUUGAAUCAGAAAUUUUACAAGGCUACACCCAGCGAUAUAGGCCCUGAACAUACCUUUCUGUACACUCCAUCCGAUGCAUACGGCUGGCCAUGAUUCCACG
Molecule: messenger RNA, 567 nt
Organism: Neohortaea acidophila
Lineage: Eukaryota; Fungi; Ascomycota; Dothideomycetes; Mycosphaerellales; Teratosphaeriaceae
Exons: 3
Coding region: 80-370 (96 amino acids)
Source: RefSeq, a predicted model, not a curated record